UUUCACUGCAACACUGCCUCUAACAUAGCAGAGCAACACCACUUAGAAAAAAUUUUUUGCAUGUGGAAGCAUUUAAAUCAUUAUAUUCACCUUAUGGCUACAUAAGGAUUUCUCUAAUAAAAGAAGUAUGUCAGGAAACUCUGAAUGCCAGUUUUAUGUCUGGGCAAUUUUAGUCUUCUUGGGCUUAGCUCUGGUUAUAUCACUGAUCUUCAAUAUUUCUCACUAUGUGGAAGAGCGCCGAAAAGAUAAAGAAUAUAGGUUCUCCAAUGACUACAUUCCCAGGGAGGAUGAGUAUUAUAUUGAAGACACACCAAUUUAUGGUAACCUAGAUAAUGUGGUACCAGAGCAAACAGUGGAUGAAAACUGCUAUGAACAAAUGAAAGCCCCACCACAGCGAUCUGUGAAUAAGCUAAUAGAGGUACCUCCUGCACAGGUAACCAGUGAACCAGAGAUGUUCUAUGCCUCGCUGGAUCACAGCCAAGAGAAGAAGCGCAGAAAACCCAAGAAACAGAAUUCCUACUUGUCAGACAAGACUGAAGAUCAGCACUUACAUGCAGUGCAUGCUAGUGUUUCUCAGACCACAUUAGUAGACACUUUACCAUCAGAAAACCAGACAGAAGAUGAAAGCAUUCAUGAUGAUCCCAUCAGAUUGUUUGGAUUGAUUCGUGGGAAGAAAGAACUUCUUACAAAUUAGGUAGACUACCAGCUCAGUGAUUUAGUUCUUUUUGGACGUGAUGUUACAGAAAGCAAGAUUCCCCCAUAUGGCACAGCGUGAUUAGAGAGGGUCACUAUCUUAGCAUUUGCUGAGAGUUGGUGGCUUUCUUAUCUGAAGUCUAUAUUUACACAGCCAACUGUAAUUUCAUUACUGCUAGUUAGUUGAAUUAGUUAUUUGAAUUUACUUCUAAAACACCUGUGCUGUAAAUUAUCAAAUAAAAUUAACUUUGUAAAUUGAGCCUUUUGACAAAAUUAGAACUUUGCCAAUGCUCAGAUACUAGUGAAAUAAAACGAUUUGUUAAAGCAUAAAGUUCUGAAACACCCUGAAAGAAAAUUAAGCCAAUGACAAAAACAAGACAAAUAUUUCUUGGAGUCUGGGAAGUAGCUCAGUGAGUAGGGCACAAAUUUUACAUGCAUGAAUGUUGUUAAAAUUCCGAGGCUCUAGCUGGCCGGGCUAGCUUCACGGGUGGGUAACAGAGACGACCAGAGACAUACGGCUGGGCAGGGAAGCUGUAUUUCUUUAUUCACGAACAACGAUUCAUAAACUAAGACAAACUAAUCACCAAACAGGACUCUGCUGUCUCUUUGCGGCAGCGCAAGCACUCUCUCUUACUCUGGAACUCUCCAACUCUGCAACUCUCCAACUCUGGCACUCUGGAACUCUGGCGGGCUUCCUAGGGGCGGGGCCAAGCGGGCCCAUGAAACUAACUGGACUGAUCCAAUUUUCUUGGCGGGGGAGGGCUAGAACAAACCAAUGUAAAGCAUACAACACAUGAAGAGUUUAAUCUGUGAUUCAGAUAUGACCAGAGGCAGUGCUCUGAUCUCUGUUAGUCUCUCUUUUAUAAAAUAAAUAAACAAGUAAAUCUUUAAAAUUU
Messenger RNA from Erinaceus europaeus (western European hedgehog), 1589 nucleotides. RefSeq names its product T-cell receptor-associated transmembrane adapter 1. The transcript is spliced from 6 exons. The record is from RefSeq and is a predicted model, not a curated record. Gene Ontology annotation, biological process: positive regulation of T cell receptor signaling pathway; negative regulation of receptor recycling. Lineage: Eukaryota; Metazoa; Chordata; Mammalia; Eulipotyphla; Erinaceidae. Gene Ontology annotation, cellular component: T cell receptor complex. Bases 128 to 694 code for a protein of 188 amino acids.